AUAUAAACAAAUAAUGAAACAGCCUAACCUAUAUACAGAGAUAGAGACUGAUGUGUUUACCGGGUUAUUAUUAAUGUUAUGAGUAGCAAUUAAUUUAAUUUAACUAAACGGACUGUUUAGCAGAUUUUGACGUGAACUGUACAAAGCAUCGAUAUGAGAUUGUAUUGUCUUAGCAGCCACCCUAACAAACCAUGCUACGUGCUCACGUUCAAGGGCAUCACCCUGAUGUUGGACUGCGGGCUGUCUGCCCACACGGCUCUCAACUUCCUGCCCUUGCCUCUCGUACACAGUGCUCGCCUCAGCAACCUACCUACCUGGAUGCCUCGGGAGAAUUCUGACCCUGAUCUUGAAGGGGAGCUGAAGGAAUGCAACGGUCGAGUAUUUGUGGAUUCCGCCCCUGAGUUCUGUCCACCAUUGGCAAAGGUUGUGGACUAUUCACAGAUCGAUGUCAUACUCAUUUCCAAUUACAUGUCCAUGCUGGCCCUGCCGUUCAUCACAGAGGGGACUGGCUUCGACGGUAUAGUCUACUGCACCGAACCCACCCUGCAGAUCGGAAGGCUGUACCUGGAAGAGUUGGUCCAGUUUAUCGAGCAGAGCCCAAAGGCUUCGCUGGCCUGCCACUGGAAGGAGUUCCUGCACCUGAUGCCUCAGCCAUUGUGUGAACCCAACAACAGACCUCGCAACUGGCAACAACUCUACAGUCUGGCUCAGGUGCAGAAGAGUCUGGCUCGCAUACAAGUCCUCGGCUACGACCAGAAGAUGGACGUGUACGGGUCAUUGCGGGUCACACCGGUCAGCUCUGGCUAUUGCUUGGGGAGCAGCAACUGGGUCAUCACCUCCGACCAUGAAAAGAUAACUUACGUCAGUGGCUCCUCCACCCUGACCACCCACCCUAGACCAAUGGAUCAGGCGUCACUCAAGCACAGCAAUGUCCUGAUAUUGACAGCUCUCACUCAGACCCCCAUAGCCAACCCUGACAGUAUGCUGGGGGAGUUGUGCAUGACUGUCGCCUCAACGAUCCGCAACAACGGCAGUGUGCUGAUCCCUUGCUACGCGGUCCGGACUGUCUAUGAUCUGUUUGAGUGUCUCUCUACACACCUGGACAAUGUGAACCUGGCCAAUGUGCCAAUGUUCUUUAUAUCACCCGUUGCUGACACCUCCAUAGCCUACUCCAACAUCCUGGCCGAGUGGUUAUCUCAAGCCAAACAAAACAAAGUGUAUCUGCCGGAGGAACCGUUUCCCCAUGCUCAACUCAUCAAGUCUGGGCGACUCAAGCACUUCAAACACAUUUACGACGAGGGCUUCAGCAAUGAUUUUCGACAGCCUUGUGUUGUGUUCUGUGGUCAUCCCAGCUUGAGAUUCGGAGAUGCUGUACACUUUGUGGAGAUGUGGGCGUCCAACCCACAACACACCAUUAUUUUUACAGGUAGAGAGUUAUUAUUACAUUGCACAGAGGGUUCCUCCCAAAAUUGA
Homalodisca vitripennis (glassy-winged sharpshooter) is the source of this 1473-nucleotide messenger RNA. RefSeq names its product integrator complex subunit 9-like. Gene Ontology annotation, biological process: snRNA processing. Gene Ontology annotation, cellular component: integrator complex. The record is from RefSeq and is a predicted model, not a curated record. NCBI's taxonomy places the organism in Eukaryota, Metazoa, Arthropoda, Insecta, Hemiptera, Cicadellidae.